AUGGCCACCAAAGACGCUGCAACAAAAGCUGGUCCGGUGGAGACGUCUAUUCGUGAGAAGUUGACGACAUUGCUACAACCCGCCGAGUUGACGAUCACGAACGAUUCGUGGCAGCAUCGCCAUCACGCCGCAAUGCGUGCGCAGGGAGGUGGGAGUGGGGAAACACAUUUCUCAGUCCAGGUUGUGUCCGAUGCAUUUAGAGGGAAGAACACCUUGCAACGCCAUCGGAUGAUUCAUUCGGCAUUGUCGGACGAGUUCGCUCAGGGCCUUCACGCUCUUUCCCUGAAGACAAAGACACCCGAGGAAGCUCGAUCUGCCUGA
Gloeophyllum trabeum ATCC 11539 is the source of this 321-nucleotide messenger RNA. RefSeq names its product bola-like protein. The coding region runs from base 1 to 321 and encodes 106 amino acids. The record is from RefSeq and is a predicted model, not a curated record. The transcript is spliced from 4 exons. NCBI's taxonomy places the organism in Eukaryota, Fungi, Basidiomycota, Agaricomycetes, Gloeophyllales, Gloeophyllaceae.